Messenger RNA from Adineta steineri, 1116 nucleotides. The record is from the annotation of a GenBank genome assembly. NCBI's taxonomy places the organism in Eukaryota, Metazoa, Rotifera, Eurotatoria, Adinetida, Adinetidae.
AUGGCGGAUCUUCGCGAAGAAAAUGCUUCGUUAGUCGAUCAAAAUUCGAACAAUAAAAUACUCGAUCCACGCGGACGCUAUCUCCGCUGGAUAGCUAUGAUUUUCAUGUGUUUUUUACCCUUUGGUGCUUACUACUGUGACGACAAUCCUGCUGGUUUACAGGAUGUGAUGAAAGAAGAUUUGAAAAUUUCAUCGUCAACAUUCACCUCUUUCUAUUCGUGGUAUUCAUGGCCGAACGUGAUAAUGAGCGCUGUCGGCGGUGUUUUGAUUGACAAAUGGCUUGGCGUAGCUCGGGGGGCUACCAUCUUUUGUAGUAUAGUAGUCGUAGGUCAACUUGUCUUUGGUGUCGGUGGCUUUUUUCGAUUGAUAUGGGUUAUGAAUAUUGGAAGAUUUAUUUUUGGCGUUGGUAGUGAGUCACUUUCCAGUGCUCAAAGUGCCUAUACUGUUUCAUGGUUUUUCGGAAAACAGUUGAACUUCGUAUUUGGUUUGCAGCUAUCAUUUUCUCGAGUUGCUAGUCUCAUCAAUCUGAAUACCAUUCGUCCAAUUUACGAUUCCCUAGAUAGUCAUAUAUCUGGUCCGAGACGUAUCGGGGUUACACUAUUAAUAGCCGCCUCAACAUGCAUCUUUUCACUUGGCUGUGCUUUAAUUCUCUGGUGGCUAGACAAUCGACAUCGUCGGGGACACCACAAAGAUAAUCCCAAUGAUGCAGCUGCGUCAUUAUGGCCACUUGUUGCAUUUCUCGUUCCCAAACAAAUGUUGGGCACUGCCUAUGGGCUGAUGCAAUCGAUUCAAAAUUUGGGUUUUGCCAUUAUAAAUAUACUUACCGGUUUAAUUCUUGAUCAAUACGGAUAUUUUAUGCUGGAAAUCUUUUUCAUCGUAUGCCUUGAAAUCGCUCUGUUGGCUGCUGCUUUUCUCUAUGUUUACAAUUCGUUCAAGAAAGGAUUGCUCAAUGAUUCGCCUGCAGUUCGGCAAGCCAAACAAGAACAACUCCUAAAGAUGUCUUCACCUCCUCAAAUAUUUAUCAAUGCUAUCACUUCUACACCGGUGGACCCAGAGAAUCGUGAAAAAACUCGAGCAACAACGAACAUCCAGGCAAACGUAUCAUCAACUUGUUAA